Candidozyma duobushaemuli is the source of this 822-nucleotide messenger RNA. Its product is annotated as putative signal sequence-binding GTPase. The record is from RefSeq and is a predicted model, not a curated record. Gene Ontology annotation, molecular function: GTPase activity. Bases 1 to 822 code for a protein of 273 amino acids. The transcript has a single exon. Lineage: Eukaryota; Fungi; Ascomycota; Pichiomycetes; Serinales; Metschnikowiaceae.
AUGUCCCGAAUCGGAGUUCUUGCACUUGGCCCUGCGGGCGCCGGAAAAUCGACAUUUUGCAAUUCCAUCAUUUACCACAUGCAAUCAAUUGGCAGAAGAGCCCACAUAGUGAAUUUGGAUCCUGCGGCAGAACCAACGGAAUACGAGUUUACGGUGGAUAUCAGAGACCUUAUUUCCGUGGAUGAUGCCAUGGAAGAAAUGGGCAUGGGUCCUAACGGUGCGUUGGUGUUUUGCUUUGAGUACCUUUUAAAUAACUUGGACUGGCUCGAUGAGGAAAUUGGAGAUUACAACGACGAGUACUUGAUCUUUGACUGUCCCGGUCAGAUCGAGCUCUAUACGCAUGUGCCUGUCUUGCCGACGAUUGUGCGUCAUUUACAGACAACAUUGAACUUCAAUUUGUGUGCCACAUAUUUAUUGGAAGCGCCAUUUGUCAUUGACAGAUCCAAGUUCUUCAGUGGCGCUCUAAGUGCAAUGUCGGCGAUGAUCUUGCUCGAAUUACCACACAUCAACAUCUUGUCAAAGAUCGACCUCAUCAAAGAUGAAGUUUCAAAGAAACAGCUUAAACAAUUUUUGAACCCAGACCCGCUUGUUUUGGAGAAGGACGCGGACAAGCAGCUUAAUCCUCGGUUCGCUCGCCUCAACAAGAGCAUUGCACAGCUAGUGGACGAUUUUGGCAUGGUACAGUUCCUUCCCCUUACAUGUUCAAAAGACACCACGUCUGUGGCCACCAUUCUCAGCUACAUUGACGAUGUCACGCAAUGGUCCGAGAAUCAAGAGCCCAAGGAACCAAACGACGAGUUUGAGCUUCCCGAGGAUGACUAA